AAUCAAUGUAUGUAUUUUUGUCUUCAAACUAUAGACAGACUAUGCUUCUCGUGAAGAAUCUUUUUCAGUUAUUAUUAUUAUUAUUUGUUUAAAACAAGAAAAAGAAUUCUUAUUUAAUAAUGUGGAUGCUUAAAAAUAUUUCUACAGGUAAUUGCUUUUACUUCAUUGCUGACAAAAUCGAAUACACUGUAGGCCGUUUGGAUGCAGAUUUGGAGCUUGUCAAUGACAGUUCUGUGAGUAGAGCUCAUGCUGUUUUUCAGCUAAUCAUUAAAAGCAAAAAUGACGUUCAACUGCAACUGAAGGAUGUGGGCUCUAAGUAUGGCACAUUUCACAACAAAGAUAUUGAAAAAAAUAAACGCUUAAACAAGGAUGAGUGUUUACCAUUAAAGGCGAACGAUCGUAUACGAUUUGGACGUUUUGAAAAUGUCUGGGAAGUUAAAAAUGAUGUACUGAAUGUGGUCACAUCAUCCUUAAGCAAGAGAGAACAGACAGAUGUAGAGGAAAUACUUGGAUAUAUAGGAGGCCAAGUAUUUACGGAAUGGUCAAAUACUUGCACACAUUUAAUAAUGAAUGGAUCUUCUAUCACCAUCAAAUUGUUGUACGCCUUGUUAAAUCAAAAGCCUAUAAUCACAUCUAAUUAUUUGAAAGAUCUAUUAAAAGCUAUUAGAGCUAAAAAAGUCUCCUUGCCGAAUAUGGAGCAUUAUCGUCCAUGUUUCGAUGAAACGUUUGAUCUGACUCGUCAGCCAAAGCGUCAAACACUACUUCGAGAUUACACGUUUAUUUUUUUACAUCGUAAACAUGCCGAUAUGUAUGGACCUCUUGUACAAUCGGCAGGGGCUACGUACAAAAGCCUUAAUGCUGGUGUACAAAAAGCGUUUCUUCUUAAAAGUAAUGUUAUAGUAAUUGAGUACACACCCUCAACAGAGACUCAAAGUUCGCAAACCAUAUUUUCCAUAGCAGAUUUUCUUAAAUCUCAUGGUAGACGUAUAAUACCGGAGUUUGAGAUCGGUUAUGCUAUAUUAUAUUGCUCCACCGAAAGGUACUGUAAUCCUUGUUAUGUAAGUAUCAGCGACAAGACCCCUUUAACAUUAACGGAGAACGUCCCGCAAACAGUGACUAUUGAUUUAACGGAAGAUAAGGGUAGUGAGUUAGUAAUUCCGGAAACGAAUGAGAGCCUAAUGAACACAAACUCAUAUAAACCGCAAGGCUCGUUAGAGCAGGAAUUAUUGCUCAAUAUGUGCGUUACGGAGACACCUACAGAAAAUAAUAAAGUAAAGCGGAAACAUGAAGAUAUCGACAAAAAUCAGGAUGAUGACAGUGAUGAUGAGAAUUUACUCCAAUUUGCAAAGAAAAUGCGUAAUAUGGUACAAAAGGAAUUGGAAGCGAAUAAAGGAGAACAGAAUCAACAAGAAAAUAAGGAAAAGUCGCAAAACGUUUCAAAAAAUUUUUUAGGAAAGGAUAAAAAAACAUCAUUACAAAUUAAGGAAAAUAUAAACAAAACCAAUGAGGAGGCAACUAAAAGGAUUCGCAAACGUCCGCUCAUAUUGGCAUUAAGAGAAGACGUUGAUGAUGUGGAUGACGACGAUUUGUUCAACUUUGGAGAUAAGCCCACGCAAUCCAAACAAACUGCUAAAAAGCUUUGUCCGGACAAUAAUGACUCAGAUGAUGGGCUGUUUAAUUUCAAGGACAAAAAAAAUUACAAUGAAUCCGAAUUUGUUUGUGAAGAUAGCAAUGACUUAGUACCCACACAAGAAUUUGUAACAGUGACUAAAAAGGCUACGUCAAAAAUCAUACUACCGAAACCGAAAAUUCUACCAUGUAAAAUCAAUGUUUCAAGCUGGCUUUGUUGCUCCUCUAGCUAUGUAAAAGUUGAACAAAACAAUGACCAUAUAAAUUCCAAAACUGAAAAUGAGGAAGACCAAAAAUUGGCGGAGGCGUUUAAAGAUGCUUUUCAAAUACAUCAAAUUUCUCUAAACAAUUUUGCUAACAAUCAGCAUCGUACACAUUAUAAAUAUAAAAGUGCGACUAAGUUUCCAUGUGUGAGCCCUCAAAAUGGGGUUAUCAAUUUUAAAAAAUUCGUUAAGAAGUAUCAAAUUCCACAAGAAUCACCUAUGCAAAUACGCUAUAGUUCAAAAAUGAUCUGAAAUCAUGAGCUUGGAAAAAAAAAAACGUCAUUACAAAU
This is a messenger RNA of Glossina fuscipes, 2182 nucleotides long. RefSeq names its product nibrin. The transcript is spliced from 4 exons. NCBI's taxonomy places the organism in Eukaryota, Metazoa, Arthropoda, Insecta, Diptera, Glossinidae. The record is from RefSeq and is a predicted model, not a curated record. Gene Ontology annotation, cellular component: Mre11 complex. Gene Ontology annotation, molecular function: damaged DNA binding; protein binding. Gene Ontology annotation, biological process: mitotic G2 DNA damage checkpoint signaling; double-strand break repair via homologous recombination. The coding region runs from base 120 to 2144 and encodes 674 amino acids.